Molecule: messenger RNA, 5047 nt
Organism: Cryptomeria japonica (Japanese cedar)
Lineage: Eukaryota; Viridiplantae; Streptophyta; Pinopsida; Cupressales; Cupressaceae
Product: F-box protein At3g54460
Exons: 9
Coding region: 334-4518 (1394 amino acids)
Molecular function (GO): ATP-dependent chromatin remodeler activity; ATP binding; protein binding
Source: RefSeq, a predicted model, not a curated record
ACAUUUGAUUAGAGCCUAAAACGCAGCGGAGUGAAAACAGGAGUUUGCCUUUGUUUUUAAUAUUUAUAGAAAUAAAAAUAAAAAUAAAAAAUCCGCAUGUAUUCCGAAGGGCAGAGGCGAGGAAGGAUGAGCGAUGGAAAACGAAAGAAUGGAGGAAAACAGAGCUCGGUGAUUGUACAGGUGUCGCCCGGAAUCGAGAAAAGGGCAUCCAUUUUCUACAAAUUUCUGCUUACGAGGGCGAGAGAGGAGUGAGGGCGUCGGAAAGAGGGAGACGACGUCAAAAGCGGAAACAAACAGGGCGUCAACAUCCAAAACUAGGUAGUAUAGUGCGCCAUGCGGAGACAGCGCGGACGCAAGCGCCUGUCACCAGUCGCGACGCAGAAGAGGGAGCAGCAGUACAAGCUCUGCGGCUUCCUCCAUGCGAGUCUUGCAGUUAACGUUUCAUGUCGCGAUUUUACGGGCUCCGAAUGCUUCUUCGACGGGGAGGGCGCUGAUCUUUGCCUUCGCACAGAGGCCGGGGUGACGCUUCUUCUAACUGCAUCUUCGGAUGACGCGAUCCGUCAGGAAGGCGAAAGCCCUAAGCCUGGAGGCGUCACGGAGACUGUGGUGUGUGUUGAUGGUAAUGGUAAGAAGAAUAAAUGUUCAGGGAUGAAGAGGAGGAGAUCGGGGUUGGUGAAGGGGAGCAGGAGCAUAUUGCAUGAGCUGCAGGCACUGGUGAGCAAGAGGCUCGUACAGGUCAAGGGUUUGGUGGUCGGGGUUUCGAAUCCCAGGGACGGGGAAUUCAGGGCAGUCGUGCUUUUCGAUGUUUAUCUGCCGCUCGCAUUGUGGUCGGAUCCUCAGUUCUGGAGGCCCGGGUCCACACCUGCCGCCGUACUCAGCCAUUUGAGCUGUGACUGGGGAACCCGGAGCAAGUCAAUUUUAGCAGUUAAAAACCAGCAAGCAUAUUUUCAAGGAGAUGAUCAGAGCAUGUGGAACCCUGGUGAAUGUCAUGUUCUUGGGUGUGAACUGCAUUGCAAGUUAUCGGAGUCCAAAAAGCGGGCAGUUUUUGAUCUUCAUGAAGUUUUUAAGAGCUUGCCAACUCUUGACCAUGGAAGGAAGCACUACUCUACAUCAAUCAAAUUUGCAAAACCUUCAAAAGGACCAGGCAUCUGGGAUGUUCCUCAUGAUGUUUUAACUGCUGUGUUAAGUAGACUUAUGCCAAGGGACCUGUUCUCAGUUUCUGCAACAUGCCACCAUUUAAGGUCAUUGGCUGUGUCAAUCAUGCCUUGUAUGAAUGUUAAACUUUUUCCUCAUCAGCAGGUUGCAGUUGAAUGGAUGCUACAACGUGAGCGUAGCACUGAGGUCAUGACACAUCCUCUUUAUCGUGAUAUGGUUACUGAAGAUGGUUUUCAAUUUUAUAUUAAUUUAGUUUCAGGUGAAGUAUCACCGGGGAUGGCUCCUACAGUAACAGGAUUUAGGGGUGGAAUGUUCUGUGAUGAACCUGGCCUUGGUAAAACAGUAACAGCCUUGUCACUUGUCCUUAAGACUCAGGGGACAUUGGCCGAUCCACCUGAAGGUAUGCAGGUAAAAUGGUGUGACCACAGUUCGGGUCAAAAAUAUGGUUAUUAUGAAAUUAGUGCAAGCAAUUCUUCAGCAGGUCGUAUCAUGUCAAUGUGGAAUAAGUGCAUGACACUUAAUGCUCGACGCAACCAAGUUUAUACAGGUUCUGAUUUUCCAGUUGAUUUUUCAAAAGGAAAUUUGGAUUCUUCCUUCUCUACCCCUCCAUCAAAGAGGUCAAGGUUGACAGCUUCAAUGCCCCACACUGGUUCAGUAAACUUCAUGAGGGAUAUGUUAACUCCCUUUUCAUCCUUUAAUCUUAAGCAGUCUUUUUCAACAGCUCCAUCUGAUCGAUAUACUAGGAGCUUAAGCCAAAUCAAGAGAAAUCUGCUAGCAACAUUUGAGGAACCUUCUACAUCUGGCACUCAUGAGGAUGGAAGGAGGGCUAGACGGCAGGAGAGAUCACAUACAGAUAGUUCCUCCAGACUUAACGACCUGUCCAAACCACAAAGGUGGUCAUCCCGUAUCAAUAGCAAAAGGAGGAAGCACAAAUCUUCUACUAUGAAUGAAAGUGAUGAGACUUGGGUACAGUGUGAUGCCUGCAGCAAGUGGCGGAAACUGCCCUCUGGAAGUGGACGACCAGAUGACAGCCUUGCAUGGUUUUGUAGUAUGAACAGGGAUGUACUACGACAAAAUUGCUCAGCGCCAGAAGAAAAUUGGGAUACUAGCAGGUCUAUUACAUCUAUGCCGGGUUUUCACAGUCAGGGGACAUCACCUGGACAGGAACAGAAUAUAUGUUUCUUUACGAGUAUACUCAAGGAAUAUGCUUCAUUGCUCAACUCAGAAACAAAGCAAGCAUUGACUUGGCUAGCAAAUCUCACCACUGAAAAACUCUCAAAGAUGGAAACCACAGGUGUUACACUUCCUCCAGGUUUAAGGAUGGUUUCAGUGUCCGGACAAGAUUUGCAUGGUUAUUAUAAAAUAUUUCAGGCAUUUGGCCUUGUACAAAGAAAGGAAGGGAAGGGCAUUACUAGAUGGUGUUAUCCUCGUGGUCUGCUUGAUCUUGUAUUUGAUGUUUUGGCUCUGAAAAUUUCUCUAACCAGGCCUGUUGAUGUAGUUAGGCUUUACUUGUCUAGAGCAACUCUCAUUGUAGUGCCUGCAAAUCUAGUAGAGCACUGGAAAAACCAAAUUUUGAAACACAUAAGGUCUGGACAAGUGCGGUUGUUCAUUUGGGUUGAUCAAAGAAAACCCCCCCUUGCACACAACCUUGCAUGGGACUAUGACAUUGUGAUCACUACUUUCCCACGCUUGAGUGCAGAGUGGAGUCUUCGGGAGAGCAGUGUAUUGAUGCGUGUGCAUUGGCUGCGCGUCAUUUUGGACGAGGGUCAUACACUUGGUUCAAGUUUGAACCUUACAAAUAAGUUACAAAUGGCAAUAUCUUUGACUGCUUCCUGCCGGUGGCUAUUAACUGGUACGCCGAUGCCAAACACACCGAAUAGUCAAGUGGCUCACUUGCAGCCUAUGCUAAAGUUUUUACACGAAGAAGCAUAUGGACUUCAUCCAAAGUCGUGGGAGAGUGGCAUUCUUCGUCCAUUUGAAGCUGAGUUGGAGGAAGGUCGGUCACGCCUUGUGCAACUCCUCCAGAGGUGCAUGAUAAGUGCAAGGAAAGCAGAUUUAAAGAAUAUUCCUGCUUGCAUUAAAAAGGUUACUUUUCUUCAUUUCACAGAAGAACAUGCAAAAAGCUACAAUGAACUAGUAGUGACAGUUAGACGCAAUAUUCUAAUGGCAGAUUGGAAUGAUCCUUCUCAUGUUGAAUCUCUUCUCAAUCCAAAACAGUGGAAGUUUCGUAGCAACACCAUUCGAAAUGUGCGUCUAUCUUGCUGCGUUGCAGGCCACAUAAAGGUAAAAAAUGCAGGUGAGGAUAUUCAAGAAACCAUGGAUAUCCUUGUGCAGCAAGGCUUGGAUCCUUCAUCGGAGGAGUAUGUUAUCAUAAAGCAUUGUCUUCUUUGUGGAGGAAAUUGUUUCAGAUGUCAGGAAUGGUGCCGGCUACCAAUUAUUACACCAUGUAGGCACUUGCUAUGCCUUGACUGUGUUGCUCUUGAUAGUGAAAAAUGCACCUUGCCUGGUUGUACUUAUUCAUACAAGAUGCAGAGUCCAGAAAUAAUGGCUCGUCCUGAAAAUCCAAAUCCAAAAUGGCCUGUUCCUCAAGACCUUAUUGAGUUACAACCAUCUUACAAUCAGGAUAGUUGGGAUCCUGAUUGGCAUGCAACAACAAGCAGCAAAGUUGCUUAUUUAGUUGAAAGGUUAAAAUCAUUGCGUGAUAUGAACAGACAGAUGGGUUAUUGUUUAGAUAACAAGGAUCUUCCGAAAGACAUGGAAGAAGUCUCUGAGCAUAAAAUCAUUAAUUUUGUCGACCAAAAUAUUUUAGGCGAAGCUGCUGAAUUAUCAGAGAAUAGCCAUAGGAAAUUGCCAGAGAAAGCAAUAAUUUUUUCCCAGUUUCUUGAGCACAUACAUGUUGUUGAGCGACAGUUGACAGGUGCAGGUAUUGGAUAUGUUGGGAUGUAUAGUCCAAUGCAUUCUAGUAACAAGGUUAAAUCAUUAAUAACAUUUCAAAAAGAUAUAGACUGCAUGGUUCUUAUAAUGGAUGGAAGUGCUGCCCUGGGACUAGACCUGAGCUUUGUCACGCAUGUUUUCUUGAUGGAGCCUAUAUGGGAUAGAAGCAUGGAGGAACAAGUAAUUAGCAGGGCACAUCGCAUGGGUGCUACUCGACCGAUUCAUGUAGAGACAUUGGCUAUGCGUGGCACAAUUGAAGAACAAAUGUUGGAGUUUUUACAGGAUCCCGUGGAGCAUAGGAGAGCAAUCAAGGAUUACAUCCCUAACUUGAAUCAAGAAGGUCAGAAGUGCCAACGCACAUUGCAUGAUUUUGCAGAGAGCAAUUAUCUGGCCCAGCUUAGCUUUGUUCGAACUAAAGGUGCAACAUAAAGCAAGCACUGUAACAUUUUUUCCUAAAUGAUUCAUUUGACAGUAGUCCAGAAAAAUUUACUAUUGGAAUGGCAUAUUUGUGCUACUGAGAAUGGUUGCCAAAGGAGAACUUCGGCAUGUUUGCAAAUAGGAGGAAGCGCUAUCAUGAUGGUUAGUGCUUUAAACUUUCAGAGUCAAACCUUUAUGUUUAAGGUACGAAUUGAUGGGUGCAUUUUAACUCCCUGCAUUGACCAAAAACAAAUGAAGGGGCAUUGUGUAAGUAUAAUUAUUUCAUUGCAUGUUACUGGGUAUUUGAAGCUGAUUUAGUUGGCUCAUUAAAUGUUCCAAUUUUUGCAAGUUAGGAGUUGCUUUUAUUUGUGCAACUCCAUGAUUAAUUUUGUACAAGGCCAAUGGCACCUAUUUUUUGUUUAGAGCUUGACUAAAAUAGUACUCUAGAUUGAUGAUUUCAAUGGAGCUUGUUGAUACCAAAUUCCAGGGGCAUUUGAAAGGCAAAUUCUAAUUAAAAUUGACAAAAAAAUUGUUUCAAGUA